GAGUAGCAGGCAGUGGUGAUCUUAGAGAUAUUUUCUGUUUCUGGAAAAUGAAAAGGGAGAGAGGAAGAGGUUUGGUUGAUCUACUGCCGAUCAGUUGCUGAGUAUUUUAUUUAAGAAGGUUUGUUUGUUUGUUUUUUGGUACACCCUCUUCCUUGUGAUCCUGUGAAGCCAGAAGAGGCAAGGAAGAUAAGCUGAGGACAGAAAUAGAAGAAGAGAUGGGACAUCCACAUGCUUAUUAAGUUCUGCUUUGUGAACGGCGGAAGAAGAUUGUCAAAUUGGCUGAAAGAGCGAGUUCUCAAUAACGUGUCACAUGGAACUAGCAUCAAGUUAGAAACCUGAUAAGAUACAGUUAUCAUCAGAUAUUCCGUGGGCUUAAUACCAAAGGAGAACUUUUCUUUUAAAGCAACUACAAGAAGGGGACAACACAAAAGUGAAGAAUAAUGGAUGGUCCUGAAUUUUCAGUGCGUUACAAUGUGUAAACAGCCUUCUGAUUAUGGAGAACCUGCACUUAAGGAGCAAAGCCCCAGCAACCAGACAUCAAUAACAAUGAUGCAAGAGCCUCAGGAGAUGGUAGAGGAGACGGUUACUGUUGAGGAAGACCCGGGUACUCCUACUUCCCAUGUGUCUAUUGUGACUUCAGAAGAUGGAACCACAAGGAGAACUGAGACUAAGGUCACAAAAAUGGUCAAAACAGUCACCACUAGAACAGUUCGCCAGGUCCCCCUGGGGCCCGAUGGUCUGCCGGUAAUGGAUAGCUCCUCUCCCAUGGGCAGCUACACAGAUUCAAUAGACAGAAGAUACAUGAAGAAUGGUGAGCGUUACAUCACACCACAAGCUUCAUCCACGUUGACCAGAUCUUACAAUAGCUACGAUUCUUAUCCCGACGGCCACGACAGCCAGUAUCGCCCUUUUAUCAGCCACGAUGGCUAUGGAGACCUAGCUGACAAUUAUGGCAGCUUGUCCCGUGGCAUCAACUACCGUCCUCGCUAUGCCUACAUGCCAGGAAACAGUUACCGGCCAGAGGAUGGUAGUUUCACCUUGCCAAGCAGGAGGGAUAACUAUGGUCCCAUGGCCCAGCCCCAAGUGCCAACAGGCAGCAACGUUGACUUGAAUCGCUCCCAGCCAGAACGUUUCCAGCCAGAGCCUUAUGGGUUGGAGGACGAUAACCGGAGCCUCGGGGUAGAUGAUGAAGGGUAUGAACUGGACCCAGAUUACUCCACAGUGAACCGAAGAACAUCUGCAGGGGUGCCUGAGAGGGGGAGACCUCACAAAGGAAGGGGCUACGAUGACCCUGUUGAGUCAGAGAUGGUUGACGAGAGGAUCCCUUACCUUCACGGUGGCUACGCAGCACCAUUAGCACAGCCAGAGAGGGGGAGCAUGGCCAGCAUCGAACGCCUGGGCAAGCGUUCCCCCUCCAUUGACAGCAUCCGCAAAGACCCCAGGUGGCGGGACCCUGACCUCCCUGAAGUGAUUGCCAUGCUCAGUCACCCCAUCGAUCCAGUCAAGUCCAACGCGGCAGCAUACUUGCAGCACCUGUGCUAUGAAAACGAUAAAAUAAAAAAGGAUGUGAGGCAUCUGAAAGGGAUUCCCAUCUUGGUGGGUCUGCUAGAUCACCCAAAGCCAGAGGUCCAUCGCAAAGCUUGUGGGGCUCUCAGAAACAUCUCUUACGGGAAGGAUAAUGAGAACAAGGUGGCUAUAAAGAACUGCGAUGGGAUCCCGGCAUUGAUCAGGUUAUUGCGGAAGACAAACGACAUGGAAGUCAGAGAGCUCAUUACAGGCACUCUUUGGAACUUAUCAUCCUAUGAGCCCCUGAAGAUGGUGAUCAUUAACCAUGGCCUUCAGACACUGACAAACGAGGUGAUUAUCCCCCAUUCCGGAUGGGAGAGCGAGCCGAAUGAGGACUCUAAGCCUCGGGAUGCUGAAUGGACCACGGUCUUCAAAAACACAUCUGGCUGCUUGCGGAAUGUAAGUUCAGAUGGCGCAGAAGCUCGGAGAAGACUAAGAGAGUGUGAUGGCUUAGUGGACGCUCUCCUUCAUGCUCUACAGUCUGCAGUCGGCAAGAAGGAUACAGAUAACAAGUCUGUGGAGAACUGUGUGUGCAUUAUGCGAAACCUUUCAUAUCACGUCCACAAAGAGGUCCCAGGAGCUGACAAGUACCAAGAGCUGGAUGCAAAUCAGCCAACCAGCACAGGAAGCUCUCAGAAGAAGAAGAAAGAUGACGCUGGCUGCUUUGGAGGGAAGAAAGCUAAAGGAAAGAAAAAUGGAGAUCUGGACAGGAACUUUGAUACACUUGAUUUGCCCAAGCGGUCGGAAGCAGCAAAAGGCUUUGAAUUGCUCUACCAGCCAGAGGUGGUCCGGCUCUACCUCUCGAUCCUCACUGAAAGCCAGAACUUCAACACUUUGGAAGCUGCAGCAGGGGCUUUGCAGAAUCUCAGUGCUGGAAACUGGACAUGGUCCACGUACAUCCGUGCAACAGUACGAAAGGAGAGAGGCUUACCAGUCCUCGUUGAGCUUCUUCAGUCUGACUCUGACAAGGUUGUGAGAGCUGUGUCAAUUGCACUGAGGAAUCUGUCUAUGGAUCGUCGCAAUAAGGAUCUCAUAGGUAGUUAUGCCAUGGGUGAACUGGUAAGAAAUUUGCCUAGCAGGCAGCAGAGAUCUGCUAAAAACCUGGAAGAGGAUACAGUGGUUGCAGUCUUGAAUACCAUCCAUGAAAUCAUUACUGACAGUUCAGAAAAUGCAAAGUCCCUGAUCCAGACACAGGGCAUUCAGAAGCUGGUAGCUAUCAGCAAGUCAAGCCAGUCCCCGAGGGAAACAAAGGCAGCAUCUCAUGUUCUUCAGAUGGUCUGGAGUUACAAAGAGCUACGAAAUGUCCUACAGAAGGAUGGAUGGAACAAAUCCCAUUUCCAGUCUGUUUCUGCAGCACCAAAGGGAUCCAAAGGUACUUCGGGCAAAUCUGGCUAUGAUGAUAGUACUCUGCCACUGGUGGAUAAAAGCCAAGAUAAUGAGAAGGCUGGAAGCCGUGAUAUGAUUCCUCUGGAUGAACUUGGUCCAGAUGGGUACUCCACCAUCGAUCACCGGGACAAAGAGCGCAAAUACAAGACCAAUGACAAUAUAGGGGAUGCAUCGGAAAAAGAGCCUUUAAAAAAUGACACAAAUAGGAAAAACAUUAACAGGAGUAACAGGGCUUCGGUGAAUCUGGUGGAUGCCCGUGACAUUAAACCCCAGCCUGUUGACUCCUGGGUCUAAUUUGCAUGCAUGGGGGAAAAAACAAAUUUCAACCAACACAGAGGAUCUCAUUAAUCACCACUGCCAUUCAGAUUCGGAGGGCGCUGCAUCAGUGAACAGUCUGCAGAUUCUAGGAGGGUGUGGGGAGAAAACAGACAACUGCCAUCAGCCAACCCCCGGAGCACCAUGCCUUACAGCAAGACAGUUUGCUUUUUAAAACUCAAUGACAUUCCCACCAGACACAGCCACCUCCCUCCCCGCUCAAAAAAGAAAGAAUCCAAGCUUACAUCUAACUGGUUAGGUUCUUAGAUGACUCUUAAAUGAGGAUGGUGCCAAGGAUGAGAAGAGAAGGUCACGUGGUGGGAAAGAGGACAGCUUUGCAAGUGAAAGAGGAACUGCAGAAUAUUUGAAAUAUAUCUUAGGUAUAGUCAUGAGGAAACUAGCACUUUUCAUUUGUUUUUGUUUUUUUGGGUUUUGUUUUGAACUGUGAAUUUAAUUUUUAAAAGAUUUUUAUAUUAGGGAGUUUGGUUUUUUUGGUUUUGAGCUUUUAUUUGUUUUUGGGGGGUUUUUUGUUUGUUUUUUUCCACAAGAAAUGCAGGAAUGUUGAGUGGGUUUGUUGGAUUUUAAUGAAAGGAGAGAAACUAUUUACGCUGGUUGAACGAACUGGAACGUAGACCGCGAAGUUGAUGCGAGCUGUAUAAUCUGCUAUUAGAGUAAGCGACAUCACACUGUGCUAUAUUAUCAUUAUAUUCUGGUGUAAAAUACUUCUGCCUUUUGACUUCUGUAAUGGUUCUAUUUUUACUUCCACAUAUGUAAACAGUUUGUUGAAGGUUUCACUGUCCCAAUUCAGAAAUCUGUGCUGAGAAAUGGAGUUGGCUGUCUUUUUUUAUUUUUGUUGCUCAUGAUGAUUGCUGUGAAGGAGUUGCUUUCCCCCACCCCCAGUGUUGAUGUUGGGUUAAUGGUUAUUUAAUCUUUAACAUAAUUUUAUUUCCCAUAGCUGUUAACACAUAGGGGAAGAAUGGAAGCUUCCUCAUUAGGGAGUUCCCAUUAGAACAUACUGUAAUCUUCAGAGGGGUCAGCCCCUUGUAUUUUUGAUGAUAGACUCAGUUGUUAUUGGAUCCAUGCGUGUUUUGGGCUGUCGAGCCUGAUGAAAAGUGCUACAAAGGGAACUGAUAUAUUUUUUAAAGAAAUCAUCAUCCUGGUUUUGUUGUGUUGCUUUUUGUUUUUUGUUUUGAGGUUGCACACUUAAGUAAGGGUCAAAUUCAGCCGCUUGCUGAGGGUCUACUCAAAGCCACCUGGUAGGCCGUAGGCAGACUCUCUGCACAAGGGUGAAUUUUUGCCCCCCACAGUCACAUUUUACACAUACGCUAUCUGAUGAUGCUAUGUAUUAAAUGGAAAUCACUGAUUUCCUUCGGGUUUUGAUCCAAUGAGGGAGAAGGAUGAAAACAAGACUCAAAUCUCUCUCCUAGCAUUGGAUGGAUACCUUUUACUUACUUUGUUUAGUUACCAUUGUCAUUUGGUUGCCAUGUUUACACCUACAAGUUCUUAAAUACAGUGUGAUUGGAAAGCACAUUUUUGAAUCAAGCAAACUUAAUUUUGGGAUUUCAGUGCCUGCCGUUUCCUUUGUAAUUUAAAAAUAAAAAACCCACAACAAAAAACAAAAUAUUACUGUAAUAGUAAACGUCUAAUUUUUUGUACAAAAUUAAAAAACUAAAAAAAAGCAAGCAUCAAGAGCUUUGUAUCUUCUUGAGUAUAAUAAAAUUUGACAAAUACAUAUAUAAAAAUAAAUAUAUAUAUAUAUAUAUAUAUAUAUAUAUGCGCGUAUAGUUGUGCAGAGGAUAGGUUGCCAAAAUGGUGUGAAGUAGUAUGCAGGAGGACUAUUGGUUCAGGGAAAGACUGAUGCCCAAGCUACACACACUAACUUGCUCCCCCUUCCCAUCUCACGCACAGAGGGGUUACAUCUGGGUCCUAAGAAAGGUGAUGUUGCUAGGAGCAAAGUAAUAUUACAGUCAUUGGUUAUGUUUACCCUUGUGAGAGAGUCCUGUGAGGUCAAAGACGCUUAGCUGGUUGAGGGAGGCAAAGACAGAUCCAUCUAUGACCAUUUGGAUUCUGAUGGGCGGGGAGUUCUUUCUUCAUGUAGAUGUAAACCAUAGAGAGUGAAACCAGACACAUAGUUUUACUGUAUAUUCUAACAAUGGUGCUCUUUUCAUACUUGUUCUACCAAUAAGUGGAGACCCUUUUAACCAGGCUGUUACACAGAAGAGUUUUAUACUGCUUUGGUUUCUGUACCUUGUGUGUUCUUUUUGUAUAUGAAAGGAUUUAAAAAAAAAAAACUUGCUUCAGCAAUUAGCAAUGGAACCUUCUUUGUAACCUAUUAGAAGUGCAUAAGGAAAGGUCCCAAGAGACUCUGGCAUCAAUCUGUCCCUGGUUAUUUUUAUCAAAGUAUUGUAUUUACCAAAGGAGUCUCAGCAAAAGAUUACUGCAAAUAACUAGCCAAAUGUUGCAAGGCUUUUCUGCUAAGUCUUUGCGAUGUAGUUAUUCUACAAAUAUUCCAAAGCCAAGGAGAGGUUAGGAGGGAGAAUGGCAAAAGGGGAAGGCUGUAGGAAACACCCUGGGGAGAUGAGACAGGGCAAUAAACUUAAAUGAUCUCCUAUCUAGAGAGAGACCCCAGCAAAAACCUAGAUCUAAACACCCAUGGUAUAGGGAUGUUCAAAAUCUGGAUCAGAAUCCAGAUUGGGCAAAUGGCCUCUCUAUAAUGGUGCGAACCAAAAACCCAGGGGUGUUUGAGAAGCAGAUCGUGUUUUAUAUUCUAAGCAGAAACCAUCCUACCCCAUUAGAAGGAAUGGAACUGGAUGCUUGGAAUAAUUUGUGGCUGAUUGUUCUUUUACCUUGUUUCCUGCUUAGUCUUUUUGUGACUGCUUUGUUUGCAAGGCUUCUUGCUACUGAGUAGAAGACACCUCACCUUCCCCCCCCCCCCAGUUAAUAGUAUGCGGUGUUUAUACCAAGAGGCAAAAUAUCAGGACUGUUAACAGGAGCAGUUGGGCUCUGACCACACUCACCACAAUGAAGAUGUACUCAGAGUAUGUAGCAAUAACAAGAAUUUAAUCCUGUACAUUUCAUUGCUUUUCUUCUGCUCCUCUCCUGCAAGCCUUUCCCUGGACAUUGAGCAGAGAGAGGGAUCCCAAGGCUGACUUAGACAUGAGAAUGGCCUCCAGUGUUGGCAGCACCUCCCACCAGCCAUAGACCAAAUUAGGAAACUCUCUACUUUAAAAUGACACGGCUGAUCAAUCCUAGCAUCACAUUUAAUCAAGCGGCAGGGAAAGCAUGUUGCAGAGGGUGGGCUCACCUGUGAGAGGCACACUCUUACAGAAAUGUAUUGGUGCAGGGCCGAUGUAUGGUAGCUAUACUGUAUGAGGUCCCAUAUGAGGAGAGAUUAGAGGCUAGGACUUUUCAGCUUGGACAAGAGGAGACUAAGGGGGGAUAUGAUGGAGGUAUAUAAAAUCAUGAGUGGUGUGGAGAAAGUGAAUAAGGAAAAGUUAUUUAUUUUUUCCCGUAAUAAAAGAACUAGGGGCCACCAAAUGAAAUUAAUGGGCAGCAGGUUUAAAACAAAUAAAAGGAAGUUCUUCUUCACACAGUGCACAGUCAACCUGUGGAGCUCCUUGCCUGAGGAGGUUGUGAAGGCUAGGAGUAUAACAGGGUUUAAAAGAGAAAUAGAUAAAUUCAUGCAGGUUAAGUCCAUUAAUGGCUAUUAGCCAGGAUGGGUAAGGAAUGGUGUCCCAAGCCUCUGUUUGUCAGAAGGUGGAGAUGGAUGGCAGGAGAGAGAUCACUUGAUCAUUGCCUGUUAGGUUCACUCCCUCUGGGGCACCUGGCAUUGGCCACUGUUGGUAGACAGGAUACUGGGCUGGAUGGACCUUUGGUCUCACCCAGUAUGGCCAUUCGUAUGUUCUAUAGCUAGUUGAUAACCUACUGGGUCCUUUCACCUCCCCUGCCAAUCCCUCCCCCCUACAACCCACCUGUUGCUUCCCAACUAUGUAUGGGCUUCAUUUGAGAAGAUAGGGACUGUGAAUGAAGGAAGCACUAGGCAUUUUAGUAGGUUUUGAAUGCAGAGGUGGGAAAGCAAUAAUGUGUGAGAGAAAAUCAGCCUGAAGUGAAGCAGCUCCAGGUCUCAGUUCAGUCAGGUCUCAGGAUUAAGCAUGCAACCUCCUCCCUACUGUUUGCUCCAGACACCUGCACUAUGACAGCCAGAGAUCAGGCCCACAUAGGAGCAAGGGCUAGAAAAAACACACCAGAGUUUCUAGUGUGUCCUUGUGGAGGAAGCUAGCAGGACAGUGGGUGCAGGCUUCCUGUUGACCGGGAGGAGGAGGGAACCGCUGUUGCCUCGGCUAGAGGGCUGUGAUAAAUGGGGGAUAGUUUGAUUCCCUCAGGGACUCAAGUUAUCCCACAGAGCUCUGUCCCUGGACGCAGCCGUAGCGCAGCCCCUGGCACUAUGUUGUGACCACUGAAGAAAACAAGCGCUGACUUUGCUGGGACUGGCAUGACUCAGGAGCCCCCUGUGAUUGUAGGUUUGGCUGCUGUGUGUUGGAGUAAUAGCUGUAACAGUCAAUAGGUUCCUAUAGAUACCUAUGGUGGGCCAGGCUGUGCUCAGUGCACGAUUCUGGGAGGGGUGGGGAAAUAUGGGGCUCCAAGCUAAGCCACCUUUCUGCUCUCCUGAUUCUGGAGCUGGCCAAGUGCCAGUUCGCCCCUCUACAUAACUUGGAGGGGCCCAAAGACUAGUGGCUGGACUGGUGGCCCACAGAUGGGUUUGCCAGCUGUAGAUUCCUGGAGUUUGGUGUGCUCUGGCCACCCCUAGCUUUGUUCUCAGGAAUGCCCCCUACAGAGGGGAGAGUGAAUGGCACAGAGCCAGCAGCACCCUUCUUUACCACCUAGGGAUUCCUCCUACAGCUCUCAGAGCAGCACUGUCUCCAAAACAUCAUGAAUGGGUUUGGGGACAGGAACUGGCCCAGGAUAGAGAGAGAGAGAGGAAGCAGUGGUUUGCAAGUGUGGUUCCACCAGUCCAGUAAGCGCUUGCCAAUACUGAUGAGAAUUGGUGACGCAUGGCCUGCUAAAUACAGUGCUUGUGAUAUGUAAAGCACUUUUUCACCUGGGUGCAACUCCCAGAACAUUAGGAUGGUGAGUGUUGCAAUUUUGUCACUUACCUGUGGCUUAUUGUGCGGUUUAGGCUUGAUUACCAAGGGGGAUGGGUGCAUUAUAAGUCCCUAGACAGCGGAGGCCAAAGGCCAUAAUAAUGAGAUUGAUUUUAUUACUUCCUGCUCUGACACUCCUCAUGGGCUCACUCUUUCUUUGAAAAACAUAAUGUGCUAAUAGCUUCAGCCCAUGCUUUUGUGCUGUUGGGGUUGGGUGUAUCUCUCUCCCCCCUCCCAUACUUUCGAAGGUGUUUAUAGAGGGAUAGUUUCUGGCAAAGUCUCUUCACUGUUCUGCUCCUAAAACGCUGAUGUUUCCUUACCUUUCACAGAAAGGUUUCCCUCUGAUUAUCGGUACAGUAACUAGUCUAGUGCAUUAAGGGACAGUAUUAUAAACUUUUUUUUCCUGUCUUAAAUUUACAUUGGGGUAGAAUGUUCAGAAACACGAUUGCGCAAUGAGUGAUGAGGAGGAAAGAGCCUAUGCUGCAAAACCUGCCAAUCCAGUUGAGGAUAUAAUUGUUCAGCAAAACAAAAACAUAACUAGACUAAGAAGCUUACUGGUAAUUAGUAGCUAAUGUGUUUGUAACUAUCAUGUGCCUUAAAAUUUUCAUGGUAGGAAAAUAAACAAAAAAAAAAUCACCAAUGUGUUUUCUGUAAUACUACUCGACAUUAUCACUGUAGUUUAGAUUGGUGGGGCUUUGCAUUGUAUUUACACUGUACUAUAAACUGGAACACUUAGAAUGGUUUUAUUUUAAGAGUAAGACGGGGGGGAAUAAAAGGUGAAUUAUGCUUUCAUAGAACAAAUGUUACCAUAACAGAAUGUAUUAUUAUAGGAAUUUUCCAUAACACCGAUAAAUAGAAUGCUUGUUAGAAACCAGGUAUGUAGGAUAACAGUUUGGUGUGUUUUCAAUAAACCAUGCCUGGAAAGAA
Malaclemys terrapin pileata is the source of this 9335-nucleotide messenger RNA. RefSeq names its product ARVCF delta catenin family member (gene ARVCF). Gene Ontology annotation, molecular function: cadherin binding. The transcript is spliced from 21 exons. Gene Ontology annotation, biological process: cell-cell adhesion; cell-cell junction assembly. The coding region runs from base 445 to 3246 and encodes 933 amino acids. The record is from RefSeq and is a predicted model, not a curated record. Gene Ontology annotation, cellular component: cytoplasm; plasma membrane; adherens junction. NCBI's taxonomy places the organism in Eukaryota, Metazoa, Chordata, Testudines, Emydidae.